Stereum hirsutum FP-91666 SS1 is the source of this 1101-nucleotide messenger RNA. RefSeq names its product O-sialoglyco protein endopeptidase. Gene Ontology annotation, cellular component: cytoplasm; EKC/KEOPS complex. The transcript is spliced from 8 exons. Gene Ontology annotation, biological process: tRNA threonylcarbamoyladenosine modification. The record is from RefSeq and is a predicted model, not a curated record. The coding region runs from base 1 to 1101 and encodes 366 amino acids. NCBI's taxonomy places the organism in Eukaryota, Fungi, Basidiomycota, Agaricomycetes, Russulales, Stereaceae.
AUGCCUGGACGUCUACGCAGAUCUCCACUGAAAAAACCAGAACGUACAUAUCUAGCCCUCGGCCUCGAGGGUUCAGCCAACAAACUCGGGGCAGGAAUAAUCAAACAUGACACCGACGGUUCCAUGACCGUCCUGUCCAACGUUCGGCAUACCUACAUUACUCCACCAGGAGAAGGUUUCCUCCCGAGAGAUACCGCCCAGCAUCAUCGGCAAUGGGCUUUGAAGGUUAUCGGGGAUGCGGUCGAGAACGCUGGAGUGUCGAUGCAUGAUCUGGACUGUAUCUGUUUUACGAAAGGACCAGGGAUGGGUGCGCCUCUGCAGUCCGUUGCUCUCGUUGCUCGGACGCUGUCUCUCCUAUUCGACAAGCCUCUCGUAGGCGUAAAUCACUGCGUAGGCCACAUCGAAAUGGGGCGCAACAUCACUGGCGCACAGAACCCCGUCGUUCUGUACGUCUCGGGAGGUAAUACCCAAGUAAUCGCCUACUCCCGACAAUGCUACAGAAUAUUUGGAGAGACACUCGACAUCGCCGUCGGAAACUGUCUUGACCGGUUCGCCAGAGUGAUAGACCUGAGCAAUGACCCGAGUCCAGGUUACAACAUCGAGCAAUUAGCGAAGAAGGGAACACGCCUCGUCCCACUACCCUAUCAAACCAAGGGCAUGGACAUCAAUCUCUCCGGAAUCCUAACCUCGACAGAAGCCCUGACGCUGGAUAAACGGUUCCGAGCAGAAGGAGUGCCAAAAGGGCCGGACGACACGGAUUACUUCACCCCUGCCGAUCUGUGUUUUUCCCUGCAAGAGACCGUGUUCGCGAUGCUCGUCGAGAUCACGGAGCGCGCAAUGGCACAUAUCGGGAGCAAGGAAGUCCUUAUUGUCGGUGGCGUUGGUUGUAACGAACGAUUACAGGAGAUGAUGGGGAUCAUGGCCAGAGAGCGUGGUGGACAGAUCUUUGCCACCGACGAAAGGUUCUGCAUCGACAACGGUAUCAUGAUAGCUCAGGCUGGUCUGCUCAGCUUCAGGAUGGGUCAGAGCACUCCAUUAGGGAAGAGCACAUGCACACAAAGAUUCCGCACAGACGAAGUACACGUCACCUGGAGAGCUUGA